Messenger RNA from Exophiala bonariae, 978 nucleotides. RefSeq lists its product as uncharacterized. The transcript has a single exon. Lineage: Eukaryota; Fungi; Ascomycota; Eurotiomycetes; Chaetothyriales; Herpotrichiellaceae. The record is from RefSeq and is a predicted model, not a curated record. The coding region runs from base 1 to 978 and encodes 325 amino acids.
AUGGGUGCUUCAUUGAAAACACCAGGCGGUCCUAGUGACACGAAGCAGAGGAGUAAGUUCGUCCGAUCGAUACGAUCAAACCUCUUCUCCAAUGAGUGUACGCCAGAUCCAACGAGAGAGCGUCAAUCACAUCGACGAUGUAGCGGCGAUGGCGAUGACCGUCGUCGAUAUUCAUUUGGCUCAAUCUCUGGCUCCCCUCAAAAGCCAAUAGAGACACUUGUGUGGAGGGAGGUCGACAGUGAUAUUGUGGAGACAGAAAGGUUCAUUUACCGGCUUGUAGACCGCCAUCGACAUGAAACCCGGAACUUUAAUGGGCGGGCAGCUGACGGCAUAUGGCUAGCACUUUUCCCCACCGCACAAUGUAAGUGCUGCACACUACCGACGGCACAUUUCUACGCCCGGAAGUGCGCUGGGAUCACCUACAAGCAAUUCGACCCCACAAAACCCAGCUGCUGGUCAUCCGUCUAUGGCUCUGACGGCCGUUUCAUGUAUUGGUCAAGGAUACUCAGGGAUAUAAACUCCUAUAUUACUCUCGUACUUACCUCUGGAGCAGACGCUCGCGAGAUCCAUCUGGCUCUGAAAUUAUGGGAUGGGAUGAUGACCCAAGCAGAGAGGGAACUACGACAUGCAAGAGAAGCAGUGGUCGGGUCUGCUAAUGCGAACAUGCCGCUGGUGGCAGGCAAAUGUCGCAUGGUAAGCGCACCUGCACCAACGCCGGCGGACAAGGAUGUGAAGCAAACCGGGAGGAAGAGGAUCAUCUGGGCCAGGUGCCAGAAAUUGAGUUGCAAAUAUCAUGACACGAGGGUGCCGAGGAAGUCCAACGGAGAGCCCACUACUGAGGCUCGAGUCCUUCUCAUGACGUCCGAUCCUAUGAAGAAGGCCGAUAACGUCAAGCAAACUCGACUGCCAGGUCAAUCAAGGCGUUCAUCUCGCCCAUUCGUGCCUAUGAGCGCAAUAGCUGAGCUGGCUGAGGACUAG